CUCUCCCAAUACAUUUAGAAUGAGCAUAAAAUAUAAGAGGAUUUUGGCCAUUUGGAGGCCACUAUCCCCUGCAGAUAGCAUUGAGCCACUGUAAGGGCUUUCAGACCAGGGUAACAAUACAGGAUUGAUCUAUUUAACCUGGUAGUUUGUGCAAUCUAUUGGCUCAUCGGCCACCCCACAAAAUAUUUUCUAGCUCCGCCCCUGGUCAGGCGAUACGCGGUCACCAUGGAGACGAGGUGGUAUUGGAGGGAGGGUGUCGGUGGAGAAGCUGGCGGCAGGGCUCAGGCGCCGAGGGCGGCCAUGGCAGCGGCGCGGCGACACAAGCGUAUGCUGUUGAGUUUUGGAGGCGCGCUGGCGGCGUGCUGCGCGCUGGCAACCGCGGUUUCCGCUGGACUUCCUCGCUGGGUGGACGGGUCCGUCCUGUGCAGAACCGGAGCAGAACUCGUUAAUGCUACUGGGAGCGAGCUCAAUAAGUUCGUCGGGCGUCUCGCCUACGGACUCUUCCACGGGGAGAGAGUCAAGACCUGUGGCUUGGGCGGCAGGACCUCACGAUUCUCAAUCUUUUCAGAGUUGUUGGACGCCAUCCCAGCAGGUCUCCACGUGACCAUCAUCAUCUUCUGCGGCGCGUUGAUUGUCUUCUCGUCUGUGUCCAGUGGCUUCUUCUUCUUCAACGCCUUUGGACGUCCUUACGAGACGCUGCACGGUCCUCUGGGACUUUACUUGUGGACGUCCAUCUGCUGUGCGUGCAGCUUCCUCGUUGUGGUUCUGUUCGCGUCUGAAGUGAGGAUCGAGCGUCUGUCCGAGCGCAUCGCCAACUUCGAGGAAGUGACUUUUGUGUUCCAGACGCACGGCGAAAGCUUUGACAUCUGCUUCUGGAUCCUCCUUCUUGUCUUCUUCCUGCAUGCUUUCAACGCGCUGAUGAUCCCACUGGCAGGGAUGAACUUCCCCAUGUUGCGGCGUAAAGACUUGGACCCAAGCGGCGGCGCUGCCGACCUUAUGUAUUGAAUCAAAAUGUAUUUCUUAACACGUCACAGCUAGAUAGCUACUUAGCAUCAUCAUCAGUGUUUGAAAUCAGUGUUCCCGAUUGAAAGGUAGUGAAUGUUCCGUUUUCUCCAUUUUGCAUGUACUUUUAAAAUUCUCUUGUGACAAGAAAAAACACUACAAAGGUUGCCUAACAUCGGAGCAAACAUUCAUGACAUUUUUGCUACUUUUGCCAAGUCUAAUUGUUUGCUCCUCAGUCGGAUAGGGGCUUGUUUCUGGACAUGUUUUUUGGCAUAAUGUAGCAUUUUCAUUAUAUAUUUGUACAUUUGACUGUACUGUUCAAUAAAUGGCUGAAAAUGAAGCGGUGACGUUC
Molecule: messenger RNA, 1354 nt
Organism: Syngnathus acus (greater pipefish)
Lineage: Eukaryota; Metazoa; Chordata; Actinopteri; Syngnathiformes; Syngnathidae
Gene: clrn1
Product: clarin 1
Exons: 4
Coding region: 226-1005 (259 amino acids)
Biological process (GO): equilibrioception; sensory perception of sound
Source: RefSeq, a predicted model, not a curated record